CUCACUGCCCAGCCAUGGGGGACACUUUCAUUCGUCACAUCGCCCUCCUGGGCUUUGAGAAGCGCUUCGCUCCCAGCCAACACUAUGUGUACAUGUUCCUGGUGAAGUGGCAGGACCUGUCGGAGAAGGUGGUCUACAGGAAGUUCACGGAGAUCUACGAGUUCCAUAAAACGCUAAAGGAGAUGUUCCCCAUUGAGGCGGGCGAGAUCCACUCGGAGAACAGAGUCAUCCCACACCUUCCGGCACCCAGAUGGUUUGAUGGGCAGCGUGCCACUGAGAGCCGCCAGGGCACCCUCACCGAGUACUUCAAUGCCCUCAUGGGACUGCCCGUCAAGAUCUCCCGCUGCCCACACCUGUUGGACUUCUUCAAAGUUCGGCCUGAUGACCUGAAGCUGCCCUCGGACAGCCAGGUGAAGAAGCCAGAGACAUACCUGAUUGCCAAAGAUGCCAAGAAUAACGUAGCUGACAUCACAGGCCCCAUCAUCCUUCAAACCUACCGAGCCAUUGCUGAUUAUGAGAAGAGUUCCCGCACGGAGAUGACUGUGACCACCGGAGAUGUGGUGGAUGUUGUGGAGAAAGGCGAGAGCGGCUGGUGGUUUUGCCAGAUGAAGACAAAGAGAGGCUGGGUCCCCGCAUCCUACUUGGAGCCCCUUGACAGUCCUGAUGAGGCAGAGGACCCGGAUCCCAACUACGCAGGUGAACCAUAUGUAACCAUCAAAGCCUACACCGCUGUGGAAGAGGAUGAGGUGUCUCUGUCCGAGGGUGAAGCCAUUGAGGUCAUUCAUAAGCUUCUGGAUGGCUGGUGGGUGAUCAGGAAAGGAGACGUCACCGGCUACUUCCCAUCCAUGUAUCUGCAGAAAGCUGGGGAGGAGAUAACCCAGGCCCAGAGGCAGAUCAGAGGCCGUGGGGCACCUCCGCGCAGGUCGACCAUCCGAAAUGCACAGAGCAUCCACCAGCGUUCUCAGAAGCGCCUCAGCCAGGACGCCUACCGCCGCAACAGUGUCCGAUUUCUGCAGCAGCACCGUCGCCCAGCACGACCUGGGCCGCAGAGUGCGGAGGGCACAAAGAACAAUCCAUCGACUCAGCACAGCAAGGCGCAGCCCGCAGUGCCCCCAAGACCCAGCGCGGACCUCAUCCUGCACCGCUGCACAGAGAGCACCAAGCGGAAGCUGGCGUCUGCCCUAUGAGGGCGCUGCCGCCUCUAGAAGGCGUCCCGUUCCUAUCCCUGUAUAUACUUGUAUAUAACUUGUGGUCAGAGGGUCCUCCUUGCCUUAAUGUUGUUUGGAGUGAACUGAGACUCUGUCGUCAAGGACGGGACUGGGCUUCGCUCCAGGGGUAUUGCUAGGGGGCAGUGAGCGCUGCUGGGGCAGUUUGCAGGAACAGAGAAAGGUGUGGUUGCAUGCUGCUUUAGUCUUGGCCAAGAGCAAGUUUGCAGCAGGCCAAGUGCUUUAGUGAGGCUCUGAGACAGCAGUUCUCAACCCACAGGAGUCGCCUAGGGCAAUGGGAAAACACAGAUAUGUACAUUACGAUUCACAACAGCAGCAAAGUUAUAGUUAUGAAGUAGCAAUGAAAAUUUUACGGUUGGGGGUGCCCACGAUAUGAGGAGCGAUUAAGGGUCGCAGCAUUAGGAAGGUUGAGAAGCACUGCCCUAGGGUCUGUGGAGGACUUCCAGCUGACCCAUCCCCUGCAUCCUAUAAUUGGCUGUGUCUGUGGUCCAGCAUCUGGGAGGUCAAGGCAGAGGCUCAUGUCUGUAAUUUCAGAACCAAGAGACAAGGAAAAUGCUGCCAGGUUCAAAGUCGGUCUGGACCACAUAGUGAAUUUGAGAUCAUGUUGUGCUACAGUGAGAGACCCUGUCUCAAACCACUGCACCCCAAAAUGUAAUCUUAGCAUAGAGGGUCCUGGGGGUUAUGAUGGAAAGCAGCAAUUCAUUCACAGACAGUGCCCAACACGGUCAUUGCUUUCAUGUCCCCUAAGACCCUGCGACAGGUGGCUCCUUCCCCAAAUGCAAAGAAACUGUGCUGGUUAGUCUUCCGUCAACUUAACCAAGCUGAAAGAAGGGACCUCCAUGGAGAAAAUGCCUCCAUGGGGCUGGAGAGAAGGCUCAGCAGUUAAGAGCACUGACUGCUUUUCCGCAGGACCCGGGUUCAAUUCCCAGCAUCCACAUGACAGUUCACACCUGUCUGUAACUCAGUUCCAGGGGAUCCAAUAACCCUCACACAAACAUAUAUUCAGGCAAAACACCAAUGCACAUAAAUUGAAAAAUAAUUUAUAAAAGAGAAAAUGCCUCCAUAAAAACAAGCUGUAAAGCUGGGCAUGGUAGCACACACCUUUAAUCCCAGGAGGCAGAGGCAGGUGGAUUUCUGUGAGUUCAAAGCCAGCCUGGUCUACAGAUAGAGUUCCAGGACUGCCAUGACUACAGAGAGAAACCCUAACUUGAAAAAAGCAAAAAUCACCAGGCGGUGGUGGUGCACACCUUUAAUCCAGAACUCGGGAAGCAGAGGCAGACAGAUCUCUGUAAGUUCAAGGCCAGCUUGGUCUACAAGAGCUAGUUCCAGGACAGGCUCCAAAACUACAGAGAAACCCUGUCUUGAAACACCAAAAAGAAAAAAGAACCC
Molecule: messenger RNA, 2615 nt
Organism: Chionomys nivalis (European snow vole)
Lineage: Eukaryota; Metazoa; Chordata; Mammalia; Rodentia; Cricetidae
Gene: Ncf1
Product: neutrophil cytosolic factor 1
Exons: 11
Coding region: 15-1187 (390 amino acids)
Biological process (GO): respiratory burst; superoxide anion generation
Cellular component (GO): cytoplasm; NADPH oxidase complex
Molecular function (GO): superoxide-generating NADPH oxidase activator activity; phosphatidylinositol binding; protein binding
Source: RefSeq, a predicted model, not a curated record